This is a messenger RNA of Ostrinia nubilalis (European corn borer), 4991 nucleotides long. RefSeq names its product ubiquitin carboxyl-terminal hydrolase 8 (gene Usp8). The record is from RefSeq and is a predicted model, not a curated record. The transcript has 16 exons. Bases 44 to 2296 code for a protein of 750 amino acids. Gene Ontology annotation, molecular function: cysteine-type deubiquitinase activity. Gene Ontology annotation, biological process: protein deubiquitination. Lineage: Eukaryota; Metazoa; Arthropoda; Insecta; Lepidoptera; Crambidae.
CCUGCCUACAGCAUCCCGCGCGGUGUGGGCGGAGCGAGCUACCAUGGAGCUGAUCGUCAUGCUGGACUGGGCCAGCCGCGCCGUCAUCCCUGGACAGACGCUGCACCUGCUCAAGACCAUCCUGCUCAAGGUAUCAUACAAGACUAGCGUAGAACAGAACCUGCCUACAGCGUCGCGCGCGGUGUGGGCGGAGCGAGCUACCAUGGAGCUGAUCGUCAUGCUGGACUGGGCCAGCCGCGCCGUCAUCCCUGGACAGACCUUGCACCUGCUCAAGACCAUCCUGCUCAAGUGGGACAUAAAGGUGCAGUACGCGCGGCCGCCGCUGGCCUUAGCGGGUGGCUACGAAGACUGGCUUCUCAAGUAUCCCGCGCUUACCACCAACCCUGCGCCUACGCCGAGACACGCUACCCUCAUGGACGACAUGCUCAGCGACAUUGACUACCCAAGCUGGUCGGACCUGAGCCCGGUGCCGGCGCCGCCCGCCGCGCAGCGGGCCCGGCCCGGGGAACCCGUGGUAGACCGCAGCAGCAAGGCAGCCGCCGUCCAAAUGUACGAAGAACGUUCCCGCAGCAUGCAACUCAUCCUGGAGCAGCAGGAGCGUAUCGCCGACACCUCGCUCACGCUCGAGAUGCAGAGGAUCGAGGCCGAGCAGGACUGGGAGAAAGUCCACGGGCAGCGUGAAAGCGAACAGCGCGACGAACUGCGAGCCAUGUACAAGCUGCGCGAGCAGGAGAUCAUCUCGCAGCUCAUGCAGAUGGAGAACAAGCAAUUUGACAUGGAACAAGAGAACCAGAGCCUCCGCGAGAAGCUUGAGGAGUACCAACGGCGCGAGCGGGACGAGGCCGAGAAACUUGCUGCUACCCUCGCGCGUGGCACGCCCGGCGACGACGCAGAGGAACAAGCGGAGCGCCUGAUCUCCUCGCAAGCUGCAUCAGCGCGCGAGGUAGCAGCCAAGAAGGCGCGCAUCGCGGCCGUGGAGUCGCAGCGCGAGCAGCUCGACCGCCGCCGCGAGCAGCUCGAGCUCGAGCGCAAGCGCAAGCUGGCUGAAGCGCGCGGCAAGCGCAAGCCGCACACGGAUCAGGACGAGGAUGGCGACUCAUACAUGGGAACACCGGACAGUCCCAGCGCUGCGCUCAGCCGAUCACACUCUUCGCCCAACAUCCCCAAGAUGUCGUCGGACGACGAGGAGCAGCCGAUGCCGACGUUCGACCGCAGCACCAAGCCCGCUAAAGUGGCGCCCUCUAGCGAUCUCUACCAGCGCGACUUCCAGCCCGUGUGGGGAGACGUGGGUCGUGGUCUGACGGGCCUGAAGAACCUGGGCAACACGUGCUACAUGAACAGCAUCAUCCAGUGCCUCAACAACACCGCCAUCCUCGUCACGUACUUCUGCAACGGACAGUACCUGGAGCACGUCAACAGGUCACACAGCACGCGAGGCGCGAUCGCAGAGGAGUUGGCAGCGGUGGUCCGCGCGCUGUGGUCCGGACAGUACCGGUUCAUCGCCACCAAGGACCUUAGGAACGAGGUGGGCAAGCACCAACGCGCGUUCCGCGGCUGCGAGCAACAGGACUCGCACGAGUUCCUCACCAUCCUCAUGGACUGGCUGCACCUCGACCUGCAGUUUAGCAUCAACGUGCCCUCGCACAAGGACAGCCUCCCGCCGUCAGAGAAGGCGUGGCACGAGUACACCAAGUCCAAAGAGAGCCUGAUCCUGCGGCUGUUCUACGGACAGAUCCGCUCCACUGUUCGCUGCACCGUCUGCGCCAAGCAGAGUGCCACCUACGAGUCCUUCUCCAACCUGUCGCUGGAGCUGCCUGCCAGCGCGGCCCGCUGCACGCUCGGCGAUUGCCUGAAACUGUACCUGAAUGGCGAGACGAUCCCAGGCUGGAACUGUCCCAACUGCAAGCAGAAGCGGGAUGCCGUCAAAAAGCUGGAUAUCUCGCGACUACCGCCUGUGCUCGUCAUACACUUUAAACGCUUUUACGUCGACCCUAAGGAGUACAUGGUAAACGCGUACCGCAAGAAGCAGACGUACAUCGACUUCCCGCUAGACGAGCUGGACAUGCGGCCAUUUUCUUUACACGGCGGGCAGCAGUACAGCCUGUAUGCCGUGUCCAACCAUUACGGCUCCAUGGAGGGCGGCCACUACACCGCCUACUGCAAGAGCCAGAUCUACGGCAAAUGGUACAAAUACGACGACCACGUAGUAACGGAGAUCCCAUCGAGCGAGGUGAAGUCCAGCGCAGCCUACAUCCUGUUCUACACGACGUGCGGGCCCGCGCGCCACGCUUCAUGAGCGCGCACGCGUCGCACGCGCGUGCCACGCGCGACCCACGCGCGACACCCGCUCGCCCGCAGUGACGUCACACCCACGUGCGAGACACGUGACAGCGAAGUGAAACCGAACCGAUGACUUUACAGUGACGUGUAGAGACAGUGUCGAAUAGUGGUGUGAAUGAUUCAAGUGAUUCAAAUCACUGAUGCGGUGAACGUGAUAGACUCAAAUUAGUGACACACAUUGACUGUCGUACAUUAGAAAGCCUUAAUCCUGGUGAUUGAUGGCAUAUAGAAAUGGUGAAUAGCCUCAUAUAAAUCUCCAAACAAAAAAGAAAUAUUGCAUGGCAAUAACACAAAAAUGGGCAGCGAUUGAUUAGAAUAACAGGAACAUACUGACAGUAGUACUGAUAUAGCAAGUGGUGUGAACAACGGUAUAAUUUAUGAAUUAGGAAUGCGUUAGUUACCACAAUAACUGACAGCCAUUGUGAUCUUCCAAUACAACUCAUCCACUGUUCAUAGCACUAUUACUGUAAAGAAACUAAAUAUCACUCGAGUUGUUCCAUCUCAUCAACCAAAUUAAAGGGAACUGCCCUUUUAAAUGUAUAGUCAUGCAUUUUAAAAGAAAUGAAAGCUUUUUCUAUUGCAAAAAGCUUACAAAUGUGUCAUAGGUGUACAUAAUUGUAUUCUAUGAUAUUUACGUAUGUCACACGCUUGGUCAUCAAUGUUUAUAACACCAAUCUAAUUUACUGGAGACAGUAAUGUGAUAAUUAGUAGUAUAGGUCAGUUAUUACAACCUCAACCGAUUUUGUAUUUGAAUAUGUUAACAUGACCUUAUAGUCUUAUUGGUACAUUUUAUUAUUAAUUUUGAAUUCCCUCAAUCCGCCUGUGGUACUUUAAGUAUUCAGAAGGGAGAAUAUUUAUAAAAUGCCCAAUGAAACCAAGGUUUUUCCGUUAUACUCCUAAUUUAUUUUUUAAUAUGAAGGUAGCUGCAUAUUGACUUUCAUUAAGCAGUGCAGAGAAUGUGAACUUGACAGAAAUGUGAAUAUUAUUAUUAUUAUAUGUAGUACAAUUUGAUGAUUUGCAUCAAAUCAAAUGCAUGUCUGUUUACCCACGAAGACGUAUUUGCAUCAAUGUCAGCUAUCAGAUUUUACCAUAAUUCAGUAUUUCACAAAUAUUUUUGCCUGUUUUUUGUCACAUCCCUUCAAACAAAAUUACGGCUUAGAACUUAAAAUUUGUUGUGAUUAUUAUUACACCAUAUUCGCAAAUAAUUUAGUUGUUAAUUUAUUUAAAUAAGAAAUUUUGUUGUUUUCACUUAUAUUAAAUAUUUGACAGUCGGUCAGAUUAAUGUAUUUCUCGAAAUGUAAUUACAAUGUUAUAUUUAUUUCACUCCCCUUAAAAUGUGUUAUAUUUAUUGUUAUUUUUUUCAUAAUUUAGAUAACAAAAUACUAUUCUAAGGUACCUAUUAGUUUUGAAUCAGUUUCAAAUAUUUUAAUAUUUGUAAUUAUAAAUAAAUAGCCCCUUAUAAAGUAAAACAACAAAAAAUAUCCAACUCAAAAGCUAUCAAUUGAAAUUAAUCAGUGAAAUAAAAAUGCUUACUGAAGAACUACUACAUCUUUUGAUCCAUAUGACAGGCAAAGUGAAUGUUGAAACAAUUCUACAAGAAUUUAACAAUAUUUGUCUACAUUAUAGUUGCUUAAUUUACUUUGAGAUUGUACAUUGUGAAAUCAAAGACUGAAUAAUGUUUGAAUUUGAUCCAGCACCAGCAGUCGCGGCGAACAGUUACAUUCUUUGUAAAUACCUAGUUCAUUGUACGAGAGGUAUUCUUUGAAUUGUCAUUAACGUAAUUGUAAUUAUCGUUAUUGACAAAGUAAUAUAAUAUAAAAUAUUAUUAGUGCCAGUUGUACAUAACAGUGUAUUUAAGGCUAGCCAGACAGCAGAGCCACAUUAAAUCUAAUUGAAAGAUAUUAUCUGAAAUCACAAAAACUGUGUAACCAAGGAAUAAGAAAGAUUCAGGCAAAUAAAAGUUACACGUAACUUUUACACCCGCUGUUAGCAAUUUUGGACGUCAUAAUGCUUCAUGGAGCAAUGGAGACUGACUCCCGUAUUCACAAACAUUACUAUGAAGUCUCACAGUGCGCGUGGACGCUCAGGGUGACACAAACCUAUCACAGAGCUCUAUUCAAUGCUGUGCGUUUGAUUUUCUGCUUCACUUGAGUAAGCAUCGUUUGUGAAAACGGGCGUGAGUCUUUUGGAUGUUUUAUGUGUGAUGUUUGGGUUGCUGAUCAUUGCAGCUAGCUUACAAAAAGUCGUUAUAUAAAUAUAUUCAAAGUAGAAUCAAGCUAAUGUUACUGCAGAAAUAAUACGAUCAAGUUUCUACGUAGAAUUAAUCCAUUUCCACAGAUUUCAACUUGCGUGAUAUCUACCUGAAGUGAGGCAAUAGUAUUUUUACACUAUUUUUUUAAAGAGAUUGGGGCUAUAUUUUAAUAUUUCGAAGUUGAUCGAAUCACAGUGCCUAAGAAAAUUAUAUUAGGACUUCGUACGCAAAGCUAGCUUGCCGUGCCAUUGUAUUAACGUAGCGCGUUUAGUUUCCAACAAAGGACGGAUUUUUUUCAUUGAAUUGACUGUUGUAUGGUAACCUUGUAUAUAACAUACAUUAAUGGUUUAUUAUAAAUCUAAAUGUAAGACAAACUUUAUUAAAUUCUUUGUUAAUAUAA